CGGUGCCACUUCCUGUCCCGCCCACAUUGCGGUGUGGUUUCCUGGCGGUGGAACGCGAGACUCGAGCCAGCAAAAGCCGACGUUGUCCUAAACAACCCUAAAAAAAAGUUAACUUAACGGCGCGGACUCCACGACACUUUCAGCGAAAAGACAUGCAUAUCAAGACGGGUACAUGGGAAGCUAGCAACACCGUGUGCGAGUCCGAUUCCUUGUGCGACCCGGCAGUCCUCGUUUCAACCACCAGCUCGGAGCCGCACAUUCGAAACCGACGCCUGUCCCCCGGCUCUGGUAACUGUGGUGGUGGCGGUGGCGGCGGCUGCAUCGCCGGAGGGGACCAACAGACGCGGCAGCUCUUGCCCGACGCCACCCACGCGCACACCUUCAGUUUCCGCCGGGAAAAGGAGCGCAAGGGCCAGCCGCACAAGGGCCGCGGUCUCCGCCGGGAGAUCCAGAAGGGGCUGAACCGGCCCCCUAAGGCGCAGCAGAAAGAGAGGUGGGUGGAGGACAGUCUGUCGCUGCUCAAGCCCCCGCCCGCCUUCCCGGUGCAGGACAGCCCCGCCAAGCUGCAGCCGGCCGUCAGCUACGCCUCCAAGGUUAAGGCCAAAACCGCCGGCGGCAUUCUGGAGGAGGACCGCCCCGCCAUCGGCGUUCUGCUACAGAACCAAUGGGGUCUCAGCUUCAUCAGCGAGACCAGGCCUGCGCCAGAGGGCUCCAACCAUCCCGCCGUCGACUCCCCCCCACAUACGCCAGCGUCGGCAGCGCCGCCCUUAACCGACGCACUCGUCGCAGUGCCCAUUCCUGAAGAAACCCCCAGUCCCUUCGCUACCUCCGCCGCCCCGCCUUCACAUCCCGACGUGGACGUGAACAACGGGGAGCUGCUGCUUAGUUGUCGCCACCUUAUGGAGGCUUUGAACUUUCACAAUAGGGAAUGGAACGCAAUCUGCAACAAACAAAAAAAAGAUCCAACAAGGGUGGUGUGGUACAAGGACUUCCAGGAGCACCCAGCCUAGCAGCCAGAAAACCCCAAAAAGCGUGUACACACACACACCACACACCACACACCACACACACACACACACACUGCACUCAGGAUGUCUUCAUGCAA
Molecule: messenger RNA, 1105 nt
Organism: Nerophis ophidion (straightnose pipefish)
Lineage: Eukaryota; Metazoa; Chordata; Actinopteri; Syngnathiformes; Syngnathidae
Exons: 4
Coding region: 153-1010 (285 amino acids)
Cellular component (GO): cytoplasmic stress granule; nucleoplasm
Molecular function (GO): RNA binding
Source: RefSeq, a predicted model, not a curated record